Messenger RNA from Daphnia magna, 454 nucleotides. RefSeq names its product probable ATP-dependent RNA helicase spindle-E. Gene Ontology annotation, molecular function: RNA binding. Gene Ontology annotation, cellular component: intracellular anatomical structure. Bases 56 to 454 code for a protein of 132 amino acids. The transcript is spliced from 3 exons. The record is from RefSeq and is a predicted model, not a curated record. NCBI's taxonomy places the organism in Eukaryota, Metazoa, Arthropoda, Branchiopoda, Diplostraca, Daphniidae.
UUUGUCACACUGUUAUCACAUUUACUAUUGCAAGCUAUGUGUUUACUAGGUGGGCAUGGAACAUCAAGUAAGUGAAUCAACUUUGCUCACCUAUCUGACCACAGGAUGCCUUUUUGAAGCAUUAGUAGCCAAAAAAUCCCUUGAAGGCUAUACCCACAUCAUUAUUGACGAAGUGCACGAGAGGGAUGAAGAUACUGACUUCCUUCUCUUGGUCGUCCGCAAGUUCCUCCGUCAUACGAGGACGACAACUAAAGUCUUUCUGAUGUCAGUUACUUUUGAUGCCGACAAAUUUGGCCAAUAUUUCAAUAGCCCCGUCAUUGGAAACUUUCCGUUCACGUCCAAAAGACCAUUUCGCAACGCUCCCAUAAUUGAAGUGGAGCACGGUGAACCUCACGACAUACGCGUUUAUUAUAGUGAACAUCUUCAAAAACUAGAGUUUCUAGGGGGAGUAUGA